CAUAAAGCCUUGCGAGGUCUUCAUAACUCAAAACGCUCGCAAGAAGGUCGAACGCAGCUUCCUCUCUUCUUCUAGUUGAUUUUAGAGUCAGCAAGGAGUCGGAACCGUUGCGACUAGUGACAACGCCAACGGACACUGCGCACCUAAAGACCUUUGGGGCAUUUCAGCAUCUUCCUCCUUCACAAUGGCCAGCGAGGUGAUGCAGCGAACGUCGUACAGAACCAGCGACAGUGUGGCGAGGAGCUCCGAUAUCCACAAGCACGUGGGCAAACGACAGGAACUGUGGACAGGUCUGCAACAGCGGCUCGGCGCCACGCCUCUUUUCGGCGGUAUAUUGGGCAAUCAGAAGGGCGAGCGCGUGCUCGAAGACAGCGACGACGACGAGGACGGAGACGUCGUGGAGGACAGCUACUUGUCCAAUGGACCUCGCUCCACAGAGAGAGUACGAUGCAGGUCUGCCGUGUCGUAUGAGGGCAAUCGACAGGUUUCGGAGGACACGACACUGCUCAGCGCCGCACAGAAGGCUGGAUGCUUCAGCUACAUCAAGCGGAGGCACAGCAUCGCACUGGCCUUUGCAUCCGACGACCCGACGGACGACAUUAGAGAACCGAGCAACAUUUCACCCGCGGAAGAGAGCGAAACUGUAGGGUCCAAUUGGGAAGCGGCGAAGGUGAAGAACGGCGUGCAGUUGUAUAAGUCCAAGCGAUCUCGUUGCGAAGUGCGCGGCGUGACGCACGUGAACGCGUCGGUGAAGAACGUCAUGUCCAUUUUGGCCGCAGGAGAGAGCACAGAAGCAUUCGCCGAUGCACAGAAGACUAUUUUGGGCGCAGAUCAGGUCAUUGAGGCGAAAGUAUUGGCACUGUGCGCACAGCCCACGAACUCGCGCUAUUUCCACUGCGGACUCAAGUAUCAGGCCAUAAAGAACCCAUUUGGGACGACUCCGUUGGAUCUCGUCUAUUUGGACUACACAGAUGUGGGGACCACGAACGAGGGGAAACUUAUUGGGUACAGAAUCAUCGAAUCCAUUCGGGUACCGGAGCUGCGGCCAUCGCCCAAGUACGUACGUGCUUCUAUCCGCUGUGAAGUGUACACGGUGGUGGAGACAGAUACCUCUGGCGUCGUGGAAGUGACGUUCGCGUCGCAUCUCGAUCCCAAGAGCAAAUGUUCCUCCAGUAAGAGAUCCCACUGGUUAGAGCAGGCAGGAGUGCGUCUUGCCAACCUGCGUGCUCACGCUGAAAAGACCAGCAUUGGGAACCAUCUCCUACCGGAAAAUAACCGGGAGAUGAACCGCAAGCAUCGCUCUUUCACGAGUGGAGAUAAGGACAAGCAGCAACGGAACUGCAACGUGUGUCAACACGCCUUCUCCUUCCUUCGCAAGCGUCACAGUUGCCGUCUCUGCGGCGAAUCGAGUUGCGGCCGCUGUUGUCGCAAGAUGCCGGUGCUUGUGGAGUCCGAGUCCACACGCGUUAAGGUCUGUUUGAGUUGCAUUCUGCACUCCAGGAACAACCCGGACGAGAUCCGACGCGGCGAACUCGGCCAGCCGUCGCGUCGUCGAGAUAUCGGCAACUCCACGUUCAUCAUUUACGACGAAUAAAACGCACUAAGAACUUGACAAAAAGUAGGUAGGAAGGAAUAUUAUCUAGCUGUGUCGAGAGAGACGUUAGAUCAGCUAGUUAAGUAGUUAAUCGAGCUGUUUUUCAUCGGGUUCUCGAAGGUAGAGAGACCCAUGUAGUUCUUGUGCUCGACUGCAAGAUCGU
This is a messenger RNA of Phytophthora nicotianae INRA-310, 1757 nucleotides long. RefSeq lists its product as hypothetical. The coding region runs from base 185 to 1594 and encodes 469 amino acids. The transcript has a single exon. Gene Ontology annotation, molecular function: metal ion binding. NCBI's taxonomy places the organism in Eukaryota, Oomycota, Peronosporomycetes, Peronosporales, Peronosporaceae. The record is from RefSeq and is a predicted model, not a curated record.